This is a messenger RNA of Andrographis paniculata, 1530 nucleotides long. RefSeq names its product pectate lyase-like. Bases 1 to 1530 code for a protein of 509 amino acids. The record is from RefSeq and is a predicted model, not a curated record. The transcript has 4 exons. Gene Ontology annotation, molecular function: pectate lyase activity. Lineage: Eukaryota; Viridiplantae; Streptophyta; Magnoliopsida; Lamiales; Acanthaceae.
AUGCGACUCCUCCUCUUUGCCCUCCGGAGCCAAGCCGGUUCGGUUCCCUCCGCCUCCCGCCGCCACGGUCGCCAUCCGUCGAUUUCCUCUCUGGCGCUGUUCCCGCUGAUUCCUCACUUCGGCGACCCGUCGUUCAUGAAAGAAGAAUUAGAAUCGGCAGAAAGAAAUAAGGAUCAAUUAAUCCCAAAAAUGGGGAUCACCACUACCAAUCAACCUCAUUACUUAAUAGCAUUCCUCCUCUUCUUCUCUGUUCUCCUCUCCGCCACCGCAGACGUCGUCACCAAUGCCACUCUGGAGGAGAAGUAUCGGAAAGCCGCCGCCGAAGCCUACGAGGAUUCCAUGAAAGCCUACAACCCUAAUCCCCUAGGCGUCGCGGACGACUUCACCAGUCUCGUCAAAAAAUCUUUGAAGCAUAAGAACUCCUCGAGGAGGCAUCUAGAAGAAGAUGAAGACGACGGGUGCAUGGCGACGAACCCGAUCGACCGUUGCUGGCGGUGUGACCCGAACUGGGCCAAGAACCGUAAACGGCUAGCGGAAUGCGCCCGCGGGUUCGGGCACGAGACAACCGGCGGGAAAGAAGGUCGGUACUACGUGGUAUCUGACCCGUCGGAUGACGUCAUGGACAACCCUUUGCCGGGUACUCUAAGGCAUGCCGUGAUCCAAACCGAGCCGCUCUGGAUCAUCUUCGAGCACAGCAUGGUCAUCCAGCUGAAGCAGGAGCUGAUGAUGACGAGCGACAAGACCAUCGACGGCCGCGGCAAGCAAGUCCACAUCGCCUACGGCGCCGGAAUCACGAUCCAGUUCGUCCACAACGUCAUCAUCCACAACAUAUGGAUCCACAACAUAAUCCCCAAGUCGGGCGGGAUGAUCCGCGACGCAUUGGCCCAUAUCGGCCUGCGCACCAGGAGCGACGGCGACGCCAUCUCCGUCUACGGCUCCAGCCGUGUUUGGAUCGACCACGUGUCGCUCUCCAAGGGCACCGACGGCCUCAUCGACGUCAUCGAGGGCUCCACCGCCGUCACCAUCUCCAAUUGCAAGUUCAACAACCAUAACGACGUCAUGCUUUUGGGGGCCCACGACGACAGCGAGAAGGACUCGAUCAUGCAAGUCACCGUCGCGUUUAAUAGGUUCGGCAAAGGGCUUAUCCAGAGGAUGCCGAGGGUACGGUGGGGAUUCGCCCACGUCGUCAAUAAUGAUUACUCCCACUGGGAACUCUACGCCAUCGGCGGUAGCUCUCACCCCACCAUUAUCAGCCAGGGCAAUCGAUUUAGGGCAUCCAAUAACCCUUACACCAAGCAGGUGACGAAGAGGGACUACGCGUCGGAGAGCGAGUGGAGGAACUGGCAAUGGAGGUCGGAAGGGGACAUGUUCAAGAACGGAGCUUACUUCCUGGAGUCAGGGCCGCCGCUGGUGCACGAGAACAGUCAGUUGACGGCGGAGAAUAUGGUGAAGUUCAAGCCUGGUUCGUACGCCGGCAGGCUCACGAGAUCCGCCGGAGCUCUGAAGUGCCGUCCGGGGAAAUACUGUUAA